AUACAGAGCCACAUCGAAUGAUGGCUUUCCCCCUGAGGAUUUAGGCGUUGUCUCUGGGAUGUUCGUUGUCAAGUGCCUCCAGAUCGCUCGAGUCAGUAAUAUCUGCCGCGCUGUGGUUCCGCGGCCUCGCAAAGCUGCUUGCUUCAACUUCACCUCUGCUGCCAUGGCGUACCUGGCGCAGGAGGGUGGAUGGGUCACGGUUGGUUUUGUGAGUGCUCCUGGGUAGGGAGGAAUCCUGGCUCAGCGUGAUUGUGAUAGGAGGUUCUCACCUUGCUCUCUGGAGCGGGCAGUUUUUGGCGUGAUGACUCUGCCUUCCGUUGGGAUGCCGCUGUGGUACUCGAGUGAGAGAAAAUACGACACCCUCAAGACUGAGGAGAAUUGA
This is a messenger RNA of Balearica regulorum gibbericeps (East African grey crowned-crane), 382 nucleotides long. The record is from RefSeq and is a predicted model, not a curated record. Lineage: Eukaryota; Metazoa; Chordata; Aves; Gruiformes; Gruidae.